Molecule: messenger RNA, 3559 nt
Organism: Gasterosteus aculeatus aculeatus (three-spined stickleback)
Lineage: Eukaryota; Metazoa; Chordata; Actinopteri; Perciformes; Gasterosteidae
Gene: olfml2ba
Product: olfactomedin-like 2Ba
Biological process (GO): signal transduction
Source: RefSeq, a predicted model, not a curated record
GCGCUGCAGCGUCAUAUCGAAGAAGUCAUUUGAGGCAGUUGAACUCCUCCUCCGCCGUCCGGUCGGUCGGUUCCGCCUCCUGUCAGCGCGCCUCCAGCAGCAGCAGCAGCAGAUGCCGGCAGCUCUCUCACGGAGUGCGCGGUCCGUCUCUCCUCACGAGAUGCCUCCUCGCUGUGCAGCUUCCCUUCGCUAACUGAUGGAUCCCCUGGACUCGCCUCUCUAAGCCAGCAAGCAGGCUAUGGUAUUGCCUCGGCGUCUGGAGUGACUCGUGGCGGGCUGUGCCUGCUCGCACACUCUCAACGUUUUUGCUCGCGGUGAGCUUCGCAAGAUGCACCAGAUGUACGGGUUCUGCGCCGUUGUGGUCCUCUGCUGCGCGUUUUCUCCACGGUGCUCCGCAGCGCCAAAGACCUGGCGGCCCGACCCCAGGUCAGAACCUGAGCGCGAUGCAGAGCGGGACGACGGGCUGCAGGAGGAGGUAGACGGCCGGGAGAGCAUCCUCUCUAAGCUGCUGGGUGAUUAUGACAAAGUGAAAGCCCUCUCGGAAGGCUCUGACUGUCGGUGUAAAUGUGUUGUCAGACCCCUGAGCAGGAGCGCCUGCCGGCGGAUAGAAGAAGGGAGCGCCGCUGCGCACGACUUCUACACUGUGGAGACUAUCACAUCUGGACCCGAGUGCAAGUGCGCGUGCAUCGCGCCCCCGUCAGCGGUCAACCCGUGCGAGGGAGAGUUCAGGCUGAAGAGACUUAGAGAAGCCGGGAAAGAGAAUGUCAAGCUCUCCACAGUCCUGGAGCUGCUGGAGGGCUCCUUCUAUGGCAUGGACCUCCUGAAACUGCACUCCAUCACCAACAAGCUGCUGGAUCGCAUGGACAACAUGGAAAAGGCAGUAGCUCUGAACCCCACCGCGGUUGAAGUGAAGCCCCGGGAGACCCCUGGGAUGCACGCAGACGCAACGGAAAGCCCACCCGGCCCCCCCCAGGACCAGAAGAGACCAAUUGAGGUCAGCGGGACCGCAGCACACCAAGACCCAGAUGAACCGUACGAAACCUUCAUUGGGGGAAAUCCUCCCUCCCUAAAGACGGACGGAUCUGCUCACAUCGUUGAAGUCAAACCUCAGGUGACUCCCAGAAAUGUGGCUAACAAGGAGGCUCCUCCGGUGUCAAAGACCAGCCCCAAUGGAAUGAUCAUAAGAGGAAUCACCUUUUAUAAAUCCGAGCCGGAUCCCAUGGUGGCCGACGAUGGAGAUCCUGGAGAGAACCUUUUUGAGUAUCAUGGAUUCAGUGGUGACGGCCCAAUUAACCUCUUCGUUGAGGAGAAUCUUUUACGACACAGAGUCCCUCGUCCCGGGACGAGGACGGCACUGACAAAAGGCCCCGAGCCCACCCCACAAACUCCCCCGGAGUUCCGCAGUGCCUCUGGAACCACAUCUGUUGAAGUGUCUACAGAUGUGCGCAGCGACGCUUCCACAGCGAAAAGCUCCACGUUUGAACCAAACACUUCCACGGGGGCGACCGGGACCACGGGGGCGACCGGGACCACGGCGGCGACCGGGACCACGGCGGCGACCGGGACCACGGGGGCGACCGGGACCACGACCGGGACCACGGGGGCGACCGGGACCACGGGGGCGACCGGGACAAGGGCACCGGGAAGUGCUCAACGAGUCACUGCUGGAAACCGGCCCAUGUCAGCGAUGACUGAACUGACCACUUCAUUGAGCAUCGCCGGCGAGGAAACAACCAACGCUGCGAUAGAAGCAACACGAGUAUCUGAAGAUGCAGCCACGGAAGAAGUCGCACCGACACCCACGACGGAGUCCUCCACCCAGGGGGCGAAACAACGAGUGCAGAUCACAGGCGGCAGCAGCGCCGCGGUUCUUUCGAGUAGCCAUGCACCAAACGCAGCCGCAGGGGCCUUGACUACCAUUCCGCCUCCCACUACAAGCAUCACAGCCCACGGCGCCGUGACCACAGCACCAAUGCAACCGACCGCAGCUUCCACGCCGGCCGCCGGCACACGGGCUGCUGCCGCGACACCACGAGAGAAAACUAAAUCCGCCUUCUUUUCGACGUCCGCCAUCUUGCCUCCAAGCACACGGAGGCCGGUCGCGUUGUCUCCCCUCACUUCGGUGCCCGUCACCACACCUGGGACCACCCGUCCUUCAGAUGCGACCACCACCACCACCACCGCCGCCGCCACCACCACCAGCACGACCACCACCAGACAGGCUGCUCAAGCCAAACCGAAAUUCAAAAUCAGCUGGGAGGAGGAAGAUGGGGAGGAGGGACAUCCGGAAUUAGAGGAGCCAAUGCAAAGGCAGGAGGAAUCUCCCUCAAGAAAACCAGGGGAGUGCAAGGACACUUUGGCAACUAUUUCGGAGCCAGUAACUCACAACGCCUACGGCAGGAACGAAGGAGCGUGGAUGAAGGAUCCAAAGUCGGAUAACGACAAAAUCUACGUCACGAACUUCCUCUACGGAAAUAAUCUCCUGGAGUUCCGCAACCUGCAGGUUUUCAAACAAGGCCGCUUCACCAACUCCUACAAGCUUCCUUACAACUGGAUUGGCACCGGGCACGUGGUCUACGGCGGGGCCUUCUUCUACAACCGCGCGCUCUCCCGGGACAUCAUCAAGUUCGACCUGCGCCUGCGCUACGUGGCCGCCUGGACCAUGCUGCACGACGCUCUGGUGGACGAGGCGACGUCGCCGUGGGAGUGGCGCCGCCACUCGGAGGUCGACUUCGCCGUGGACGAGAGCGGCCUGUGGAUCAUUUACCCGGCGCUGGACGACGAGGGCUUCUUGCAGGAGGUGAUCGUCCUGAGCCGGCUGGACCCGUCGGACCUCAGCACGCAGAGGGAGACCACGUGGAGGACGGGGCUCCGGAGGAACCACUACGGGAACUGCUUCAUCGUGUGCGGCGUCCUUUACGCGGUAGACAGCUUCAACCAAAGGGACGCCAAACUGGAGUACGCCUUCGACACCCACACGAACACUCAGAUGACUCCCAGGAUGCCCUUCACCAACAACUACACCUACACCACGCAGGUUGACUACAAUCCCAAAGAGGGGGUUUUGUACGCGUGGGACAACGGGCACCAAGUCACGUACGACAUCAAGUUCGCUUACGUAGACCCGUAGUUUGGGGCGGAGUGGUUAUUUUAAAAAGUGAAUUGUAUGGUUUGAAUGGAUUGUAGAUCAGUCCACGCGGCCUUUAUUAUUGGAGACAAGUGAGGGCCAAAUGUACAAAUAUACUGAAUUAUAUUGAGACAAAAUUGUUUUGUGUUUUGUUUGAAUUUUUACCCCAAAAGAACAUCAACUUGUACUGUAUAUUGUAAUACUGUAGACAUACAAUUCACACAUAUGAGCUAUCAAGAGAUCAACAAAUCCUCAAAUUAUCUGGGUAAAAAAAAUCAAUGUUUCUGUUUUAACACACAAUUUUUUGUACUGUUCUUGUACUUGUUCUUUUCAUCGUAUGACGCAGGUCAUCCGUGUGGCGUGUUCACUCAGCCCAUCCAUACAGACUGUUUUUGAAGAGACUGCAUUAAAGUUGGUAAAUACUAAACACAA